AUGGAGGAUGCAGAGGCCAAAGAGAUAAUUGAUCAACUGAAUAAUGAACUCGUAGAAAAGAGACAGAGACUCCAGGAAACUGAAACUGGGGAGGAGGAGGCAGAAAGUGAAUCUGAUGAGAAUGCAAUUAACUCUAGAUGGAAAGUGCCAGAGAAGGAAGAAGAGCUACACACUGUAGGGCCAAAUAGAGACAACAUUAUAAUGGACAAGGAUAGCACUGAGGUGAAAAAUGAUGUUGACCAACCAGAAAAAAAUAUUGAGGUUGGGAUACAAAUAGAGAAAGUAGAGAAAGAAGAGCAUUCAGUGGAACCUUUGGACAGUGGAAUGGUUACUGGGCGGCCAAACCCUAGGCGGCGAAACCCUAGGGCGGCCGAGCCCGAGCCGAAGAGGCUGCGGCCUCCACGGAGGACGCAGGCCCCUCGGCCUCCACUUACAGUGGAGUCGGGGGUUCUGCGCCUUCCGUGGGGGUCGCAGGCCCUUCGGCUCCCCACACAGUGGCGCCGGGAGGGACUGUGGCCUCCAUGGGAGACGCAGUCCCCUCGGCCCCCACUGUGUGUGGGCACCGAAAGAACUGCGAGCGGCGCGCGGGGAGGGGCGGGGCGGCCAAACCCUAGGCGGCGAAACCCUAGGGCGGCCGAGCCCGAGCCGAAGAGGUUGCGGCCUCCACGGAGGACGCAGGCCCCUCGGCCUCCACUUACAGUGGAGUCGGGGGUUCUGCGCCUUCCGUGGGGGUCGCAGGCCCUUCGGCUCCCCACACAGUGGCGCCGGGAGGGACUGUGGCCUCCAUGGGAGACGCAGUCCCCUCGGCCCCCACUGUGUGUGGGCACCGAAAGAACUGCGAGCGGCGCGCGGGGAGGGGCGGGUUGA
Messenger RNA from Cryptomeria japonica (Japanese cedar), 867 nucleotides. RefSeq lists its product as uncharacterized. The record is from RefSeq and is a predicted model, not a curated record. Bases 1 to 867 code for a protein of 288 amino acids. The transcript is spliced from 4 exons. NCBI's taxonomy places the organism in Eukaryota, Viridiplantae, Streptophyta, Pinopsida, Cupressales, Cupressaceae.